AUGCAACCAAAUGUAUUAAAUUAAAAAUAAGAUAAUAAUAGUAAUAAUAUUAAAUAAGAAGCACUUAAUAAAGCGUUUAUUUAAAAAAGGACUUUAAUGCAAAAAAAUAUUGACUUUCAUAUGAGAAAGUCAGGAGUCAAAGCUUCUUUUGAACGUGGAUAAUAAUCUCAAAUGCUUUUAUUUGAGUCAUUUAAGACGCGUAAUUAAUAUGAAAAUGAAAGUGUAGAUGAUGUAGAAACAUUUACUAUUGAUUAGAAUAGAAACAACAUUUUGGAUUAAGAGAGGGCUUUUUAACCUUCAAAACAAAGGUUAAACUAGCUUCGAUUUCCUUUUUCAUAAUCUUAAAAUUGCUUUGAAGAAGUAAAUAAAUUUACAGCAGAUCAAGAAGUUAAAAACUUGUAAAAUUAAGAAAUACCUGCAGCAUCUUAAGAAAGUAAAAAUAAAUACAAAAAGGAAUCAGAGUCUAAUUCUUCUCUUUAAAGUUCAAGCAAAUAGUCUAAUGAACCAAAGAGUUAAAAUGUCAAUAAAAAUGAAGAUAAAGAAGAUAAUAAAAUAACUGUAAACCCAGAUAGGAGCCCAAUUCCUAAAAGUAUGCUCUAUAGUCGUCGUGGUUCUAGAAGAAUUCCUGGAGCUAUGAACGUUAGUGGAGCCUUCGCGAGAGAAAGCGUUCUUAACACAACAAAUAACCAUGCAAAAGAUUUUACAAAUGAUAAUAAAGGAAAUUAAUUGAUAGGCCAUAAAAGUGGUUUUUUUUUUGCUCUCAAAAUGAAAUAGUAUGCUAGUCAUUUAGUAUCAAAAUUAUAGAGUAGGAGAUACAAUAAUUUAAGAGCUCGACACUUACAGUUCUUUAAUGAUAAAACUAUAGUUCCAAACGAAUAAACAGGAGUAUUUAAAAAUUCAUCAAAUGAUGAUGACUCUGAUGAACAUGAAAUAACAUCUUCCUUAAAUUUAACAAAGAAAAUAUCGUUUUUCCUCAAAAGUGUUUAUGUAAAGCUUUUCUCAGAAUAGAUGAAACAUUAUUUUUAACGUAUACCACUGUUUUUACCAUCACAUACGUUAAAAUUGUUAUGGGAUUCACUCAACAUGUUAAGUAUUUCUUACUAUUUAAUUUUCUUUCCUUUAAGAAUUGCUUUUGGUUUGGGAUAUGAAGAUUCUAUUUCAAGCUAUUUUGCUUUAGGAGUUUUGAUUUUAGAUAUUCUUGUUUAUCUUAAUACAGGUUUUUAUGAUAAAGGUGCUUUAAUUACAGAUAGAAUAUAAAUUUUUAUCCAUUACUUAGAUUCUCGUUUUUUUACUGAUCUUUUAAGUAUGGUACCUUUUGUAGUAUAUAAUAUUUCCUCACCUGAUAGCAACUUUUUAUCAGAUCCGUAUAAAUUUUUAGAAAGUAUUAUUUCUCUACUAUUUUUAGUUAGGGUUAAUCAUCUUGGUUAAAUUAAAAAAAAAAUUGAAGAAAGAUUCUAUCAAAACAAAACUCUAACCCACAUCAUAUCAUUGUUUACAUUACUGGCUACUGCUUUGUAUAUAGCUCAUCUGUUUUCUUGUGUGUGGAUCAUUAUAGCAGAAUUCAGAUUAUCUACAUAAAAUACAUGGAUGCAACUAGCAAAAGUUGAUUAGGAAACUUGGAUAAUCUAAUAUCUUUAUAGCUUAUAUUUUUUAAUUAUUACAAUGACUACUGUAGGAUAUGGUGAUAUUAGACCAUAAAAUGAUAUAGAACAUUUAGUGAUUAUAAUUAUUGUAUUAAUUAGUAGUGGUGUUUUUUCGUUUAGCAUCAAUAGAAUAGGUACUAUUGUGUCACAAAUGUCUUUUGAAAAAGAGAAAUUAAAAGAAACUUUAUAAGUUAUCAAUAACUACAUGAAUAAGAAGAAUAUUAAUAUGAGCUUGCAGUAGUAGAUUAGAGAAUAUCUCGAGUACUAUUUAAAAGAAUCAAUUAUGAAUGAUAAUGAAACUGAAGAUAAAAUCAUCGACAUGCUUAGCGAACCACUUAAAAGAUCCUUAAUGAUUGAAGCAAAUAAAAUUGCUUUGAAGGACUCACCAAUUUUUCGCAACAAUUUUUCUGAAUCAACUAUUUCGAAAACUGUAUCUCUUAUUUAAGAAUUGAGAUGUACACCUGAAGAAAUACUUUUUUAUGAAGGAGAUAUUGAUGAUAGUGCUAUAUUUUUUGUCUAGUAAGGAAAGGUAGAAUUAUUUAUUGAUUCAUAUAAGAGUAAUGGUGAGCCUGUAAUUACUUCUCUUAAAGUAUUUUCUAAAGGUUCGAGUUUUGGAGAAACCAGUUUUUUCACUGGUGCUCCAAGAGGCAUAAGCAUCAGGAGUAUUGAUUUUACUACUUUACUUAUGAUAAAAAGACAGGAAUUUUUAAAUGUACUGAAAGAAAAUGCUGAAGACUAUGAAAAUUUUUGCAAAAUAAGAGAUAAGAUUAUUUUUUACAAGAAUUUUGAUGAUCUUGGAAUAAAAUGCAUUAGUUGUAAUAACAAAAACCACUUUUUAAAUGAUUGCCCUUUUAUUCAUUAUGUAGCAGAUAAAGAAAAGAUUAUAAAAAUACACUAAUUACCAUCAUAGAAUGAAAGGUCAAAAACAAUACCAAAUAAAGAAGAAAUAGAAUUACAUAAACUAACUAAAUAUAACACUUUAGGAAACUUAGAUGAUGUACUAAAUUAUUUAGGGGCUUUCCUUGAAAAUAUGAAAAGCUAUUUAGAGAAAUAAGACUGGUAUGAUGGAAAUUUAGAAGAUGAAGAAGAAUAUGAAAUUUAUAAUUAAUAUGAUGAUGACGAAGAAGAUGAAGAGGAAGAUAAAAAUUAGGAAACGGAUAUACCUGAUAUCAAUCUCAAAUAUUUAUAUCAAUAAAAAGACCCUCAACAAAAUGAAAUUAAUAGGCAUGAAUAAUAUUUAAAUCAAAAUAGUUUAACGCAUCCAUCCGCAAUAAAAGAAAAUUCUUUUGUUCCUAGCUAAAAUCUUGAAAAAAUGUCAUAUAAGAAAGAUGAUAAUCAAUUCUUACAAAAUCCUCCUCAGAAUGUUGGAGAAACGCACUCUUAUAAAGGAUAUCGGUAAUAUAAUAACUUAGAAGUAGAAGGGUAAAGAGAAAGAGCUUCUUCAAAUUUAGGUUUAAACGAAUUAUCUUUAACUCCAUCUGGUUUGGUUCUCAAUCUAAUUAACCCAAAUCCUGGAAAUAUUAGAGAAAGCAGCUAAAAACAAGAAAAUAAAAAAAGAAGCGCAUCAAAUUCAAAUUUGAAUGUUAAUCUAAAUCCUAGCAAUCCAUAAAUUCUCUACAAAAGCACAACGCUUAAUGAUGAUUAUAAUUAGCAAGUUAAUCCCUCAGCUAGUAACAUUAUUCCCACUCCCAUACUAUCAUCGCUUCAGAAUACUAAUUCCAUAAACCCUCUAAAUAGCACUCCUAUAAAAGAAUCAACUAAUAAUUAUUCUAUAAAAUAAUCAUCUUUGGCUCGAGCUAAUUCUCUAGUUCGAAGAAAUACGAAAAGAAAAAACACUGAAAAAACAGCAAGAUCAACUCAUAAAAGGAAAAGCACCAAAAAAACAAUAGAUUCAAAAAUGAAUAUUCAAGCCAGUACGAGUAGCUACCAAAACGAUAGAAAGCCAUAUAAAAAGCUUACUAUUAUAAGAAAAGGAUUUUAAGAAAAUUAAAUAUAAAAUACGUUACUUGCUUUGCAAGGCAUGGAGAAUAUCCUGCUUUAAAAUAAGUCAAAUUCAAAUUCUAAUGAAUUUGAUAUGAUGAAAAAUUUCGAAAUCUAUUUUCCACAUAAUAAUGUUGAUGUUGUUAUCUUCUAAAUAAGAAAAAAAAAUCCUCAUCUUUAUGCUAAAUCUAAAUCGUUUGUUAAAUCUCCAACUAAAAAAUUAUUUGGAGCUAUGACUAUGAAUUCUCAACACAAUCGUAUGAGUAAAAUGGACAUGGUUUUACAAAAAUUCUUAUAAUCUGAACUUGAAGAUGAGAAAGAUAAAGAAUCGCUAGUAUCUGCUUCUCGAUAAAAAAGUUAGACAUUUGUAACACAUAAGACGGAUCAUUUUAAAACUCCAAAAUAAAGUGAUUGGCAAUCAAGAAAUACAAGAAUUAAUGAUAAGAAAGCCUCAUAUAAUAACUCUCAUAAUGAUAUUCUAGAGUUGUAAGGUAGUCCAAUUCCUAAUAAAACGAGAGCUAAAUCUAUGAAAACUAUACAUCAAAAUAGUGCAAAUAACUAAGAUAACUAUUCUCGUGUAUUAAAUAAUUAGAAUGAAGAUGCUAAUUCUUUAUAGCAUACAUUACAUCAUGAUGAUAUAUAUUUAGAACCCUUAGAAAAGUAACAAUAAACUUUCACACAUGUUUAAAUUGGUGGGUAGCAAAGUAGUAUGAUUUCUAGUAAAGUGAAUAGUCAUAAUUAAAUACUAAUUGAAGAGAGUUCUCCUAAAAAAAAUGUUAGCUUUUAGGAGAACAACUUUAGAGGAAGUAAUUUAAAUAUUUGA
Messenger RNA from Tetrahymena thermophila SB210, 4446 nucleotides. RefSeq names its product cation channel family protein. The record is from RefSeq and is a predicted model, not a curated record. The transcript has 3 exons. NCBI's taxonomy places the organism in Eukaryota, Ciliophora, Oligohymenophorea, Hymenostomatida, Tetrahymenidae.